This is a messenger RNA of Nannospalax galili (Upper Galilee mountains blind mole rat), 250 nucleotides long. RefSeq names its product interleukin-3 receptor subunit alpha-like. The record is from RefSeq and is a predicted model, not a curated record. The transcript has 3 exons. Lineage: Eukaryota; Metazoa; Chordata; Mammalia; Rodentia; Spalacidae. The annotation marks the transcript as partial.
UCAUGGUGACGGUGAACGGAUCCAGCCAGCAGGAACCAGUGUCCUGCAGCGACCGAUCCGUGCAUCUGAAGAGUGUAGAGGUGCUGAGUCCUCCCGAGAUCACGGCCCAGUGUAACAGAACCCACGCGCUCAUGCGCUGGAGCAUGAGGAGCCUCUUCCCUCGGACGUUCACUUACCACCUGGAGAUCCGGCAGAGCUCAACUUUUGUGUCCAACACGACGGUGAGUGACCCGGGUCCUGACACCCCCCA